AUGAUCGAAGCAGGCUUUCAUACGGGUUUAAUCAGUCUCUUCAAGACCAUGGAAACAAAAGAGUACAAUGCCAUGACGAAAUGCUGGUCAUUCCGGUUGACAGAGUAUGAAAAACUGAUGAAACAAGCUAAGAGUUUACAGCCAGAGGUGCUAAUCAUUCCACUUCCUAAGAUUGUCCUCCAAACAUUUUCUGAUGCCAUUGCUGGAAGAACAACCACAUCCCAAAUUCCAAAAGCUGAUAUCACCGCACUUGAUUCCUGCCUUGUUAAGACCCUUAUGUCAUUCCAGUUGGAAAGUGUCUUUUUAGGAAUUCAUCGCAAAGGACGGAUCCUCUUGGCUGAUGACAUGGGACUUGGAAAGACAAUUCAAGCAAUUGCAUUGGCUUGUUAUUAUCGUAAAGACUGGCCUCUACUUAUUGUCGUCCCUUCUUCAGUUCGCUUUGAUUGGGCACAGGUCAGUUUGAAUUGA
Molecule: messenger RNA, 468 nt
Organism: Acanthosepion pharaonis
Lineage: Eukaryota; Metazoa; Mollusca; Cephalopoda; Sepiida; Sepiidae
Source: the annotation of a GenBank genome assembly